AUGUCUACCAUACAACAGCAACACCACUCCGAGCAGCUUCAUAGUAUCUCGGCCAAACCCCUGGACCGUUCUUGUUCCGAGGUUCCCAAGUCUACUAAUGAUUACACCUACAAUCACAAACGAACCCAUUCUCAUACCAACCGUGUCAACAUCGUGUCUCGUUCUCCUCAGUCUCCGUCACCGAUCCCCCUUGCCAAAUCACUGUCACUGUCGGCUAUUCCGGACGAGCCGAUCACUAUCCGUACCAGUAAGAAGUGGGUACUUCCUCCUCGGCCCAAACCAGGUAGAAAGCCUUCUUUGGCCAAGAAGGAGAAAAAGAGGCAUGUGAAGAAGAAGAGGUCUACUACCUUAAUGUCUUCGCCAACGCCUGUACAAUCUUCUUUACAGAAUGCCAUUCCGGGCCCCUCACAGGGCUCCUCACAGGGCUCCUCACAGGGCUCCUCGCAGUACUUGGAGGUGGACUCUUCGAUCAUUCAGAACCCGAUCAAACAAAAGAUCCUCCAAAUUAACGAGGAGAAUUACUACCUCAAACUGGAAGUGAUCAAAAUGGUAACUGAUUUGAAGAACAUGCGUGAAGUAUCCACAGAUGUCAAAUCAGGGCCAAUUGCCAUUGCAUCUGCCUCUGCCACUCGCGGUACGAAGCGUAGUCAUGAUGAUGACAUCAACGAUUUUUUAGUAUCUUUAGUCGAUUUGAGUCACACCGAUAGGCAGAAGCAGGAGCAGCUAGCUCUUCCGCAUACUCAGAACCCUCAAGCUGUGCCAGCCGAUGACCCCUUACUAUCCUCUCCCAUUGUGUCACCGUUGCUGCUUGAACGGGUACUUAGUGAAGAUCCCGUAGCUGCCGUGGCUACUCUUCCCGAAGAACCUCGCAUUGACCAGUUUCUCAAUUUGGACCAGGAUGAUAUUCCAUUUCUACUACAAGCUUCUCCUACCAACCUCAGCGAGGACGAUGAUCUCACUUCUACGCUCUCUACAACUCCUAGCACCAUGUUAACGUCGAUUAAGACCAAUGAUACACUAGAUUCUCUCAGUGGAAGUACGGUAGUCUCCACUAACAGCCCCAGAUUCAAAUUCAAACUGCUAGAUAUUCCAGAAAUGGAUGUUACGGCAAAGACUGCUGUGCGUGAUAAGGGCUUUUCGAUAUUCAAUGGACCCACCUCCUUGAUUGACGAUGCGCUCUUUGACAAACCUACAACGAUGGAUGUCUCAAAUAUGGUGCAAAUGACUCUCAAAAACGGCAUUACUGGUAAUAAUGGUACAGAAAUUGCCUCAGGGAAGACCUCCACCACAGCCACCAGGAGUACCACCAGAAGUACCACCGGGAGUACCACCAGGAGUACUACCGGGAGUACCCCGAGCAAUACAACAAACACUACAGAAAAUGACGAUUAUUACGAAUUCGAUGGACUUGAUGAUGUUGAGAUGGAAUUCGAAAAUUUCAUAAAUGGCAACGACUUAGAGAUGAAAUGA
Brettanomyces nanus is the source of this 1470-nucleotide messenger RNA. RefSeq lists its product as uncharacterized. Gene Ontology annotation, biological process: regulation of DNA-templated transcription. Gene Ontology annotation, cellular component: nucleus. The record is from RefSeq and is a predicted model, not a curated record. Lineage: Eukaryota; Fungi; Ascomycota; Pichiomycetes; Pichiales; Pichiaceae. Bases 1 to 1470 code for a protein of 489 amino acids. The transcript has a single exon.